This is a messenger RNA of Dissoconium aciculare CBS 342.82, 720 nucleotides long. RefSeq lists its product as uncharacterized. Lineage: Eukaryota; Fungi; Ascomycota; Dothideomycetes; Mycosphaerellales; Dissoconiaceae. The transcript has a single exon. The record is from RefSeq and is a predicted model, not a curated record. Bases 128 to 625 code for a protein of 165 amino acids.
UCUAUCUAUAUAAUCCAGGAGCAGGGCCUUCCAACAAGGCACCUUUUCGAGUACAUCAAACAAACUCUACAUCAGCCCUCCAGGUUAUCAGUCUUCCACGAAUCGUUACCAUCGAGCGACAACCAAAAUGCAACGGAAUCUACCAACCGAUCAGCGUCCCGCCCAUUUCGAGUCCGACGACAAACCAAAAGCAUCAGAUCAGACUCAAGACGAAGCCGUCCGCUUGAGGAAUUUUCACGGCGAGUUCGACAUUUGCAGAGGAGCUGCCGACCUGAAGACAAGAUAUAUCCAGACUCGCCAUGUGUUAGAUUUCUAUCAGAAUUCUUUCACAUCUUUAGCUUCGAGAGCUGAAUUGCUGGGACCUACGAUCUUUAGUCUCGGUGCCGGACACGAGUGUGGAGAGUUGACUGAGCAAGACCUUUUGGUGCAGAUUAGCCGUUUCUUGUCAGCUUUCCCGCAGGACAACAUAAACGGCUUGGUGAUCGCGUUGCUCUUGCAUAAGUCACUGCAGCGAAGGAUCUGGCGCCCGACUGAGGGAACAUUCGGUGGCACAUAUAUCGAUGAUAUGGCCGAAAUGCUCGGAAUCCCUUGGCCCUGGGUGUACUACACAAUCAAUUGGACAUGAAAGCUUAAGGUGUCAUUUCUGCCGAUAUACCGAUGUUCCAAUUGCCCCGAAGUACCGUGCUAAAUCUAUAAUCUAUGCCUCUCAAAUCUCCCAGG